CGUAUAAGUUAUCGUAUAUCUGUGGUAUAACCUUUGUAAACAAAAAAAAUAUUAAAAAAUCUUCAAAUCCAAAACAAAUUAAUUAAAAAAAAAUUAAUAAUGAAUAAAACACCCACAAAACUCACUGAUAACUCUUAUGUUUUUACAGCAAAAGAAAUAACUACACCCAACAAAGACAGUCCUGGCAUAUGUAGAACUGUAUAUGCCCAUGUUGCCAAUUUACACAAUUUACUUAGCGAUUGGGAGAAAUUGAAGGAAAAAGGCACUAAAGUAACCAAGUCUGUGUCAGCUCUAAAGCUCCAUGAGUGUACUGAUGAUUAUUAUCCACAUCAGCUGCAUCCUCUUAUGGAGAUGCUUUUAGAAGCAUUAAAUGGACUCCGUAAUAUUGUUGAAGGUGUGAGAAUAAUUAACAAACAAUUGAAAGCACUUGCUGCACUUGACAAAUCAAAUGAUAGAGUAAUAUUUACAUGGACAAUUCAAAAGUUCUCAACAACUGUAGAUGAAAUAUGUACCUCUUUAUGCAAAGAAAUUCAUUUAAAGGAAACAGUGACAGAAAACCUUGCACACUGUAGAAAUGAAAGCCUUAUAGAAGUGUAUGUGUCUGCGUGGGAACUAGAAGCCUAUUACAACACUGAAAUGAGUGCUUACUUAUUUGCUGAUAUAGGAUUAUUGGGUAUUCCGUGACAAUGAAGUAAGUGCUCGACAUAUAUUUCCCUUUUUUUUAUGAUGUUUAUUAAUCCAUUUCUGCAAAAAUAUACUUUAAUGUAUUAUUUGUAGUAUUUAUAAAUAGCAUAUAUAUAUAUAUAUUUUUUUUUUAUUCCAAUAAUAAAAAACGUAUAAUUAGAAACACUAGCAACUUGACAUUAUGUAAGAUACUUCACUGCAAUCGUUUUUAUUUUUAAAUUAAAUAAUAAAUAAGACAACAAUAA
Molecule: messenger RNA, 929 nt
Organism: Pieris napi
Lineage: Eukaryota; Metazoa; Arthropoda; Insecta; Lepidoptera; Pieridae
Exons: 4
Coding region: 100-684 (194 amino acids)
Source: RefSeq, a predicted model, not a curated record